Salvelinus namaycush (lake trout) is the source of this 132-nucleotide messenger RNA. Its product is annotated as thymosin beta-b. The transcript has 2 exons. Gene Ontology annotation, cellular component: cytoplasm. Bases 1 to 132 code for a protein of 43 amino acids. Gene Ontology annotation, molecular function: actin monomer binding. The record is from RefSeq and is a predicted model, not a curated record. NCBI's taxonomy places the organism in Eukaryota, Metazoa, Chordata, Actinopteri, Salmoniformes, Salmonidae. Gene Ontology annotation, biological process: actin filament organization; regulation of cell migration.
AUGGCAGACAAACCAGAUGUGAGUGAGAUCGCUCAGUUUGACAAGACUAAACUGAAGAAGACUGAGACUGAGGAGAAGAACACUCUACCUACCAAAGAGGUCAUUGACCAGGAGAAGCAGGUGGAAUCCUAA